AUGGCCGCACUCCAGAGCCUCCGCUCCACCUACCGCAUGAACUCGGGCCACGAGAUCCCCGUCCUCGGAUAUGGCGUGGACUCGGCAAUCAUGUACCGCAACGAAAAGGCCUGCGGACGCGCGAUCAACAACUCAGGCCUGGACCGUUCGGAGAUCUUCUUCACGACCAAGAUCCCGCCCGGAUCGAUGGGCUACGAGCGCACUGCGCGCGCCAUCGAUACCAGCCUAAAGGAAGCUGAACAGGAUUACUUUGAUCUGUAUUCUCCCCUUCCCUCAAUCAAUUACAAGAACAAUACUAACGUCCGCAGAAUCCUAAUCCACGCCCCCUACGGCGGCAAACAAGCCCGUCUAGGCUCCUGGCGCGCGCUGGUGGAAGCCCAAAAAGCGGGCAAGACCAAAUCGAUCGGGGUAUCCAACUACGGCAUCCACCACCUCGAAGAGCUGGAGCAGUACAUCAAAGAAACCAAGAGCAGCCCGAUCGACGUGGGACAGUACGAGCUGCACCCGUGGCUGGAUCACUCGGACAUCGUGGAGUGGCUGCAGAAGCGGAAUAUCGUGGUGGAGGCGUACUCGCCGCUGGCGCAUGGGACGCGCAUGGGUGAGGCGCUGCUUGCGUCGCUGGCGAAGAAGUAUAACAAGUCUCCGGCGCAGAUUAUGAUUCGGUGGGGGUUGCAGAAGGGAUUUGUUCCUCUGCCGAAAUCUGUCACACCUAGUAGAAUCAAGGAGAACUCGGAGGUGUUUGAUUUUGAGCUGGAGGAGGGGGAUAUGAAGGUGCUGCAUACGGGGGAAUAUGAACCGACGGAUUGGGAUCCUACCGUUGACUAUGAUUGA
Aspergillus terreus NIH2624 is the source of this 831-nucleotide messenger RNA. Its product is annotated as aldo/keto reductase family protein. Lineage: Eukaryota; Fungi; Ascomycota; Eurotiomycetes; Eurotiales; Aspergillaceae. The transcript has 3 exons. The record is from RefSeq and is a predicted model, not a curated record. Gene Ontology annotation, molecular function: oxidoreductase activity. Bases 1 to 831 code for a protein of 276 amino acids.